Molecule: messenger RNA, 1641 nt
Organism: Microthlaspi erraticum
Lineage: Eukaryota; Viridiplantae; Streptophyta; Magnoliopsida; Brassicales; Brassicaceae
Source: the annotation of a GenBank genome assembly
AUGGAUUUCCACAGCCUUCUGAGAAGAGAUCUUCAAUUUCUAUGCAAGAAGAACAAAAUCCCAGCCAAUAUGACCAACGUUGCCAUGGCCGAUGCUCUCAAAGCUCUUGAGAUUGUCGAAGGUCUUGAUGAAUACAUGAAUCAAUCCGACGCCAAUGGUCCUCACUCUCCAGCCACUGUAGCGAAGCAGCCACCAAAUACUGCAACCAGAACAACUCGAAGGAAGACGGCAGUAAAAGCUGAACCGCAGUCAUCAUCACAGUUGGUGAACAAGUCUCUCGCUGGAGAAAUGGAGCAGGAACCGAAGACUAGCAGUGUCAAGUUUGAAGCCAGUGUGGCCAAAACUCCUGCAGCACGAAGCACAAGGAAAGCUUCAGCAGCGACUUCUUGUAGCAGCAAAGUUCAGGAGAGUAAGAAGGGUGAGUUGGUCCAGUCGGUGUACAGCACCAGGAGAUCAACAAGGCUGUUGGAAAAAUGUAUGGCUGAUUUGAGUUUGAAGACUAAAGAAACUUUGAAUGAUAAACCUGCGGAGAACGAAGAAGCAGAAGAAAAAGUAUCUGCAGAGGAGAAGAAUUCAGCUGGUUCAGAGGAGAGAAUUGAGGAGGCUGAAGUUAUCCCAGGUAGAGAUUUAAGUGCUUCCAUGGAGAAAGAAUGGGAGAUCUUGAAGAAUGACAGUGACCAGAUCGUUGAAGAUCUUCAGCUUUCUGUUGGUCUUGGUGAUAUUGCUGUUUCUGAUGCAAACACUGAGGCAAACAUGGUGACGACGAAUGAAGUUGUGGGUGAUGAAAAAGAAUCCGAGAGUAGCUUAGUCCAAGUAGACAAACAAGAAGAAACAUUGCAGGCUAUGUGUGAGGAGGAAAGUUUGAAGAAGAAUGACAAUGAUCAAGAGGUUGGAGAUCUUGAGAUAUCUGCUGAUCUUGGUGACAUUCCUGUCAUGGAAUAUGCAAACACUGAGACUAACGAUGACAAUAAAGAGAUCAAGAGCGUUCUAGCUUUCGACAGUUUAGUACAAGUGGACCAAGAAGCAAUUCAGGAGAAUGAUUCCGAGCCUGAGAAAAUCAACAAUUUCGAUGAAGAAACAAUGGUGGACCAAACCAAUGGUGAUGCUGGUGAUUCAGAAACUGAGCCGGAAGAAGUUGACUCAGACGGCACUAUCUCUGAAGCUGAUUCGAACCAAGCCGUGCAGGGAUCUGAUAUUGCCGACGAAGAGAUGAUUCUUUCUGAUUCUGAAGGUUCUGCUGCUGCCCCAAAUUCUCCACCUCUUCUUCUUGAAGAGGCUACAGUCAACACAGCUCCAUCGUCUCCAAUUGCAGCAGAAUCAAUCUCAGUUCAGUUUCCAAGACCAAGCAAACCAACAACAACAGCAACUCCAGCAAAGAACUCGGCUAUGAAGCUGGUCAAUGUCGAUAACAAUAACAAGGAGAACGACAUGGAGAUGAUGAGUGUUGUUAACAAUAAUGAUAACGGAGAGAGCAAAGGAGAGGCUAAUAAGAAGAAGAAGAAGGUGCAGUUUGAUGAAGACUACUUGAAAGAUGUGAGCAUGAGGCAACUUAUAAAGAUGGUGAAGGAAUUUACUAUUAAGGGCAGUAACAACAGAACUGCACUGCAGAUGUUACCUGGUAAUAAUCAGAUUGCAGAAUAG